AGAUAUCCAGGCGGCUCAUCGCUACGGGAUGAUGUCGUUCACCACGCAGCUCCUGAAGCAGCGAAAUGAGGAUUAGUGAACAGGCCUCGGAGUCGGUUAAUUACCUGAUCCAGUUCAAUCAGCGCGUCUUGCAAGCACCGGUAGGCCACUAACGUGGAGGUGGCUGGUUCUCUUAGUACGACAGAGAGCCUCGGGCCGCUCAGAGCAGCCAUAACGGGUUACAGGAGUGGGUGUCCAACACUGCGGGGAUUACGGCAAUAGAAAAGACAACGAAAGCAAUAGGAGUGUCGUGCCAUCGCGACAUUCGACCUCAUCACCAGGCCUUUUGCGUCCUUUUGCAUCCUUUUGCAUCAUUUCUUCUCAAAAUGGGGCAAUCCAAGAUCAAAACAUACCUGGACUGUGUAUCCCCGUACUCGUGGUUUGCGUUGGUAUACCUCCGGGAGAAUCGUAGUGCACUUAAAGCCCAUGGCGUUGAUGUUGAAUUUGUUCCAGUAUUCCUGGGCGGCAUCAAUGUAGGAAGCGGUAACAAACCACCAUGGACGCUUCCAGCGAAGAAGAACUAUGGGCCGUACGAUAGCGAUCGGGCACAGAAAUACUUCGGUGUGAAGUUAAUAACGCCCGAGUUCUUUCCCAUCCUGUCAUUGCUGCCUCAACGGUGCAUGGUUUAUGUGAAGGACAAGUACUCGCAAGACAAGUUUGAAGAUGCUUUCAACGAGCUCUGGGUGUCAAUGUGGCAGCAGAGCAAGGAUCUGAGUAAACCAGAUGUGAUGGCAGAAUCACUUUCCCGCCAUUUUUCAGAAGAAGACGUCCGAAAGAUAAUGGCGGCAGCGAAUACCCCAGAGUAUAAACAGAAGCUUAAUGACAACACGAAGGAAGCUCUCGAUUGUGGCGCAUUUGGGUGUCCAUGGUCGAUGGUCACCAAUGACAAAGGGGUAACCGAGCCUUUCUUUGGCAGUGAUCGAUUCCACUUCAUGUGGGAGUACCUUGGGAUUCCACAUCAGAAUGUUAGAAUUGAAGAAAGGGGAAACGGUCAAGAGAAGACGAAAUUGUAGUGUAACGUCAAGAACAAUUAGCUCUUCUGGCAAAGAUCCAACUUGUGAUACUG
Messenger RNA from Eremomyces bilateralis CBS 781.70, 1105 nucleotides. Its product is annotated as thioredoxin-like protein. The record is from RefSeq and is a predicted model, not a curated record. Lineage: Eukaryota; Fungi; Ascomycota; Dothideomycetes; Eremomycetales; Eremomycetaceae. Bases 366 to 1052 code for a protein of 228 amino acids. The transcript is spliced from 7 exons. Gene Ontology annotation, cellular component: peroxisome; mitochondrion. Gene Ontology annotation, biological process: glutathione metabolic process. Gene Ontology annotation, molecular function: glutathione peroxidase activity; glutathione transferase activity.